Medicago truncatula (barrel medic) is the source of this 713-nucleotide messenger RNA. Its product is annotated as heavy metal-associated isoprenylated plant protein 39. The transcript has 3 exons. The record is from RefSeq and is a predicted model, not a curated record. Lineage: Eukaryota; Viridiplantae; Streptophyta; Magnoliopsida; Fabales; Fabaceae. Gene Ontology annotation, molecular function: metal ion binding. Bases 162 to 458 code for a protein of 98 amino acids.
ACAUUUGUCCUAUGUGUGCUUUUGAAUUGCAUCAUGCUGGCCAGAAAAUUGCAUUUUAAAGUGUCUGUCUUUUGGAUGUAAUGUAACACACACGGAUACAACCACAACUUCUCAACUUCAUCCUCAUCUUCCUUGUUUUCAUACCAUUUUUCCCUGUGACAAUGGCUCAGCAAAAGGUGGUGUUAAAGGUUCUUACUAUGACAGAUGACAAAACAAAAAAGAAAGCAAUUGAAGCAGUUGCUGAUAUCUAUGGAGUUGAUUCAAUCGCUACAGAUGUGAACGAACAGAAGUUAACAGUUAUUGGCGAAAUGGAUACAGUGGCAGUAGUGAAGAAGCUGAAGAAAGUAGGGAAGGUAGAUAUAAUAUCAGUUGGACCUGCGAAAGAAGAGAAGAAAGAAGAAAAUAAAGAUGAAAAGAAGGAAGAGAAAAAAGAGGAGAAACAGGAGGAGAAAAAAUAAAGACAAUACACAUCAAAGCUGAGAAGUUAUCUUCAUCAUAACAUGAAAUUCAUUUCAUUGAUGAGAAACUAUGCUGAGCUCAAACAAAAAUUCAUUAAGGUGUAAAUGACUUCUAUACCGAUGAUAUCUAUGACUUUGGUUCAUGAUUGUAAAAUGUCACAAAAAUGGGUAAAAGGCAAAAAGAUUUGGCAUCCCUACUAAGAUUCAUUUUCUAUAAACUAAUGGAACCAAAGUACAUAAAGGGUUUUCAAAUAA